GCCAACCCCUGAUCUACGUCUACGUCUACGCACCGAGGUCCUCCUGAUAGGAAAUCUCUUUUCCUGAGGGGAGAGGAGGGGAGUUGGCCAAGCGAAAGUUACUACGUAGCCGCGUUGAACUCGGAAGUACAAGAAGUCUGCGUUGCGCGCCGCAAAGCCAAGCAGCGGAGGAAAGCCUUGCGGCAAAAAUGGUUUCUGCAAAGCAGCUGGCUGACUUUGGCUACAAGACCUUUUCGAGCUCCAUGAUGCUUCUUACUCUGUAUGGUGGCUACCUCCUGAGUGGUGGUGUAUAUCACACUUAUCAGAGAAAUAAGCGACUGAAGGAGCAAGGGAUAAAUGCUGAUGAUACUAAGCAGUGAACACUCAGCACCUCAUAGGAUGCGUAAUAAAUGGAAGACUGGUUUGCUUUAUCAGAAACUUCUGGGAUUUUUGCCACGAAGAAUAUGAAUUUCAAAUUGUGUUGAAAAAGUGGAAAUAUCUGUAUGGAUAUAUAGUCAUUCGAUUCUUUGUUCACAGUUUCUCUCAUUCCUACAAUAGAAACUGUGAAGCAACUAUUAAAAAAAUUAUUUACAGAUAA
Molecule: messenger RNA, 577 nt
Organism: Crotalus tigris (Tiger rattlesnake)
Lineage: Eukaryota; Metazoa; Chordata; Lepidosauria; Squamata; Viperidae
Product: cytochrome c oxidase assembly protein COX14
Exons: 2
Coding region: 189-359 (56 amino acids)
Biological process (GO): mitochondrial respiratory chain complex IV assembly
Cellular component (GO): mitochondrion
Source: RefSeq, a predicted model, not a curated record